Messenger RNA from Capronia coronata CBS 617.96, 2148 nucleotides. RefSeq lists its product as uncharacterized. The transcript is spliced from 3 exons. Lineage: Eukaryota; Fungi; Ascomycota; Eurotiomycetes; Chaetothyriales; Herpotrichiellaceae. Gene Ontology annotation, biological process: galactose metabolic process. Gene Ontology annotation, molecular function: nucleic acid binding. Bases 1 to 2148 code for a protein of 715 amino acids. The record is from RefSeq and is a predicted model, not a curated record.
AUGCCGUCCAGAGGUCCUCAAAGUGCGGAGAGCGGAGAAUCCCUGGAGGAUGAUCAAUCCCACCUCUCCACUUCCUCGACUAAGCAGCAAAGUUUUGAUACCAAGAGUAUGGCUUCCGUAACAACUUUUGCGAUGGACGAAAAAGAGAGUAUCCGUCCCGAUGACAGUGCAAGUGUCCGAGCAGCGGAUGAUGACGAGACCCCGAACGCCGCAAGCAGAGAAUCAAGUUUGCACCGCGAUUCAGAGCCUCUAGUAUCAGGCCAACAGCCAGCCCUUCGACCUAACGCUUCCGGCGUCACCAUCGCAGCGCGCCGUUACCAAACCUUGACCUUGACAAACACCCCCCGUUUUGGUGAUCUGCCUGUUGCUCCCCUUGUCCAAGAACAAAAUGCACAGCAGGCAGGGUCGGGAAGCUCGAUCAUGCAACCUGAUUCAGAUGAGCGAGUAUCGGCACUCCCUGUUGCACCUGACGAGAAGUUACUGGAUGCUUUGGCAAGUCCGAAGGACCGUCUACCUCUGCUACAGCUGGAAGAGAAAUUCAUUGGGUUUAUUGCUAAUCCAGAGAGCGACUUUCUUGACCUGCCUCCGCAAAAUUCCUUCGCCAGACUCCUCUCCCACAAGCUCGCGGAUUACUAUUCUCUUGCGCAUCAUAUCAAUGACGAUGGCACUUCGAUCCGCCUCUUCAGGACUCCUUGUGCGUCUUUGCCGACUCCAUUGCAUGUUUUAGCUCAAUCCAUUCCUGCGAGUCAAGCGCAGGCUCCUGCAGCUACAGGUGUAAAAAUCAUGCGCAGGGGUGGAUUGGCCCUGCGUCAAGGGUCUGCUGGUGGCAGCACUCCUGCAAGCUCCUCUGUCCCAUCGAAAGCGACCUCGGAAGCUGGCCUGGACAUAGGUGUCGAAGAAGGCCUCAUGUUUCCUGCCGAUGGGACCCCGAACAAGGAUAAGUCCAAACUGACCAGGGAAGAGCGAGAAGCCCAGUACAAAGCAGCGAGAGAAAGAAUCUUUGGCGAUUUUCAGGAGUCGGUGACCAGCGAGAGCGCUUCAACUGGAGAAAACUCGGCUAGUAUGUCUCGAUCGAGCUCGUCCAGCGGAAAGAGAAAAUCGCGGAAGCACAAAACCCCAAAGGACGACAGUUUCGAGGCACGCUCAGCAUUUAUUCCUAGCUAUGCGCCUCUGCACAUGCAACACAUGCCAGCGCAUUAUCAGCCCCAAUAUGCCGAGCAAGCCUAUCAAGCCCCCUAUCAAAGCCCGCCCAACGGAUACGGCACGGGCUACAACUAUGGAACCACUCCCACUCAGUCUUAUCCUAGCUUUGAGCCAUCCAUGCCGUACAACAGCAAUAACUUGGGAUACAUGGCCAGCAACAGCCAGCAAUUCGCUCCCUCGGACUCGUGGUCGUCGAUGCAAACGCCUUCGUCUGCGGAAUGCUUUAACUAUUCUGCAUCUUCCACUGGCUAUCAGCAGAACAUUUCACCGAUGAUGAACCAAGCAACCGGUCAAUUUAUGUCACCAACUUAUCCUGGAAUGCAACAGCCCCAGAACUGGAUGAACACACAAUUUCAACCUCCUUAUCAGCAACCUUCGGCCCCAACUGGCUCAAGCAUGAAUAGCUGGUCAGGUUUCCCAUCUACUACACCUUUAGGCAACACGACAUCUCAUGCGCAUGGGCAACUUUCCGGCCAACAAUACAGCGGAAACCCUGCUUAUAACGCCCAGCAACCUGUCCCUGGCAGCUAUUCAAGGUCCUUGUUCAACCCACAGACACGGUCUUUCAUCCCCAGCAAUGCCAUGAGCCGCGUCGGUGGCCGCAAUGGCCGGAAGAAACCUUCGGCUUCGUCGGCCCAGAUUCGAACCAACAGUACCUCGAGGCCUCCUGCAGCUGCCGAACCUUCUGGUGUAGCUAUGUUCCCUCCACCACGGCGGUUCGAUCAAGGGUCGAUCACCUUAUCUUCAGCGAAUCUUCAAUCAGACUCCUUGCAGCAGAAGUAUGGUGCCCCUGCCCACCUGCCCAAGAAACCCCCGCCAUCUCAGGUGCCAACAUCAUAUGACGUUGAUGGUAUCAACAACACAGCAUCAAGCACGGGUUCAGGUUCGGUGAAUGAAGGGCCAGGUCCUGGAAGUGGCGGAUUAAGUGGUGGCUCCCCUGCAUGA